This is a messenger RNA of Penicillium verhagenii, 1518 nucleotides long. RefSeq lists its product as uncharacterized. NCBI's taxonomy places the organism in Eukaryota, Fungi, Ascomycota, Eurotiomycetes, Eurotiales, Aspergillaceae. The transcript has a single exon. Gene Ontology annotation, molecular function: protein binding. Bases 1 to 1518 code for a protein of 505 amino acids. The record is from RefSeq and is a predicted model, not a curated record.
AUGUCAAUCACAAGUUUACCUUCAGAGCUUUUGACUCGGAUCUGUGACUUUCUGGAGCCUGGAGAAUGGGGCAAGUUCAGAGGCACUUGCCACCAAAUUUUUGCCAACACACUGGAAGCCUACACGUCACGUUACUUCAAAAAAAUCUCAAUCAUUCUCACACGUGAAGGCCUCAAACACCUGGAAGGGAUUGCAGGCAGUGAAGUCCUUCGUGGUUCAGUCAAAGAAGUUUGGAUCAUCCCGAACCUGUUCGAAGGCUAUUCAAAAGUGGAUAAGGCAAAACUCAUAGAGGUGGACCCCGAGGAUUAUCGUUCGACAUUAGGACAAUUACCGACAGAGGAAGAAAUGUAUCAAUUUGGGUGUAUGCUUGAGUUUGUCUAUGGACUUUACAAAGCUCAAAUACGAGAACACAUUCUGAAUCUUCAAGGUUCAGGACUCUCGAAGACCCUUGAAAAAUGCCUUCCAUGUCUUGAAAACCUUACGAGCGUUGGGGUUCAAAGUUUCGAUACAAGCUUGCUCCUCAGUGUCCCGAUAGACUUUAGCUGUCUGGGCCUACGCAAAUUCAAGAGCACAUUUUGCGGUGUCAGAAACUACAGGGAUUGGCCAGUAUGUCAUCCACGGCAUCAAGACUUCUCUAUUCUUCACGCUUUAACAUUCUCACAUCUGCUGAAGGCCAUCGUUAAAUCUGGCCGAAAAGUUCAAGCCCUCCACACUUGCGCUAAUCAGACUUGCGGCAUGAAGUUGAAAUUCUUUGAACUGUCAAAAUCAGACUAUGAAAGACUGCUUCCGCUUUUAUCAGAUCUGGUGACUCUACAUCUGAGCAUUCGUUUGGCAGAUUACAAGUUCGAGGUAUUCAAUGAGGCGACGUUCAAAUAUCUUCUCAAGAUUCUGGCCAGAGUUGCGUCGACUCUGAAAACUCUAACCUUUGCCCAGUGGAGUCCCAGUGAGGAAUUGUCCGCUCACUACUUUCAGAAUCUCUCCCAGAGUAUUCAGUUCUCUCAGCUAAAGGAACUGAGUCUUUAUUCUAUCGAAGUGAGAACAGAAACUCUCAGAGUAUUUCUUCGCACAGCAGCUCCUACUCUGAGACGACUGAGCAUGAACUUGGUCAGUCUAACCGAUCCAAUCACCGCAGCCCCAGACUUAGAAGUCAUGAGUGGAGAUCCGGGGACCUGGUACACUUCAUUGUCUAUCGAGGUCAAAAAUGAGAUCAAGGGUCUCUGGGAGCGGGUUUUUCAAUCCUGGGCAGAUCAACUCGACCUGCAUUUCGUCCGGCUGUCUGAUCUUGGUUACCGUGGAAGGGAUAUCAGGUUGAUAGAUCCUUUGCGUUUGCAACACGGACAACGGGAUUCACGGCUUUCUUCCCUGGUACGAUCUUUAUGCUUUGAUACUCAGAAGACGAGUAUAACUUUCAAGCAAUGGGUCACGCAGCUUCGGGUGGAGAUGUGGCAUAGGCCAGGAUUUGGUAAUCCCCGGCUCCCAGCGACAAGCAGGAUCAACUUCAGUGGGCUAAGACAUUGA